AUGCUUUUGCAACGUCACCUGAGAAGACUCCAUGAAUACAAAGGACCAUCAUUAACAUGUGAAGUUUGUGGAAAAAUUUCAAUAACUCAAGCUGAACAUAGACGUCAUGUUAUGGUUCACACUGACGAAUUGCCAUAUAAAUGCAAAUUUUGUUCACGCAAGUUUAAACACAGGUCUGGAGCACGCUAUCAUACAUUAUCUGAGCACACAGGCGAACGUCCUUAUCAUUGUCCCGUGGAAAAUUGUGAUCUGACAUUCAUAGACCAUCCCAAUGCUAACAAACACAUAAAGACAACUCACGGUUUGAUAGGUGUCAAACCUGUCCUAGUUCGUAAAAAUAAAUAA
Clunio marinus is the source of this 345-nucleotide messenger RNA. The record is from the annotation of a GenBank genome assembly. NCBI's taxonomy places the organism in Eukaryota, Metazoa, Arthropoda, Insecta, Diptera, Chironomidae.